Acanthisitta chloris (rifleman) is the source of this 480-nucleotide messenger RNA. RefSeq names its product twist-related protein 2-like. Lineage: Eukaryota; Metazoa; Chordata; Aves; Passeriformes; Acanthisittidae. Bases 1 to 480 code for a protein of 159 amino acids. Gene Ontology annotation, biological process: regulation of transcription by RNA polymerase II; developmental process. Gene Ontology annotation, molecular function: DNA-binding transcription factor activity, RNA polymerase II-specific; protein dimerization activity; RNA polymerase II transcription regulatory region sequence-specific DNA binding. The transcript has a single exon. The record is from RefSeq and is a predicted model, not a curated record.
AUGAAGGAGGAGAAGCCAAGCCCAGACUCCCCGGAGAGCAGCGCGGCCACCAGCGAAGAGGAGAGCGAACGGCACCACCACCACGGCCUGGGCAAACGCUGCCAGGGCAGGAGGGAGGAGCAGGGAGAGGUGUCCCCACAGGGCAAGAGGAGCAGGAGAAGCCCCAUGGGCCAAGCCUUGGAGGAGGCCCAGGCCCAACGGGUGAUCGCCAACGUGCGCGAGAGGCAGCGAACGCAGUCGCUCAACGACGCCUUCGCCGAGCUGCGCAAGAUCAUCCCCACGCUGCCCUCAGACAAGCUCAGCAAGAUCCAGACCCUCAAGUUGGCUGCUAGGUAUAUUGAUUUCUUGUACCAGGUCCUGCAGAGUGAUCAGCUGGACCACAAGAUCUCCAGCUGCAAUUAUUUGGCUCACGAGAGGCUCAGCUAUGCCUUCUCCGUCUGGAGGAUGGAAGGGGCUUGGGCCAUGUCGGCGUCGCACUGA